AUGUUCGCUUCCACCGUUCCUGUUUCGAAGCGCCAAGUCUUGGGAAUGAUAGUUCAUGACCUCAAUUCAACAGGUGCUGCUAUGAGACAACCUCAUACCCCAAAAUGGGCGCUGGCCAACGUUCUUGUGGGAUAUGCCUAUUUGUGCAUAGGAAGCCUUGACGUUGGAGCAUCCGUUUAUCUUCUGAGCAUCGCACUGCCAUCCAUUACGGGAGGCACUGCAGCCCACUACCGGUCAUGGCGCAGCCUGCACUUCUCGCUUGGAGUAUGGGGCAUUACCAAGAUGGUUCUAAUAUAUAUGUUCUUCCGGAGAUAA
Molecule: messenger RNA, 315 nt
Organism: Suillus clintonianus
Lineage: Eukaryota; Fungi; Basidiomycota; Agaricomycetes; Boletales; Suillaceae
Exons: 4
Coding region: 1-315 (104 amino acids)
Source: RefSeq, a predicted model, not a curated record